AUGGGUUCACCGACAAACAACAAAGGGGCUGCCGCUGCUGUUGGCACCGAUCUUGCAGCAGUGCUCCCCGAUGACCAACGACCGUGGUGGCGCGUCCCACAUCUUCUUAAGCUCAAUCUUCUUCUUCUCGUGCCCCUAGUCUCCUCCGGUGAUAUUGGUUAUGAUGGGUCCAUGAUGAACGGCCUUCAGACUCUUCCUCAAUGGAGAGGUUAA
Messenger RNA from Fusarium poae, 213 nucleotides. RefSeq lists its product as uncharacterized. The transcript has 2 exons. Bases 1 to 213 code for a protein of 70 amino acids. The record is from RefSeq and is a predicted model, not a curated record. Lineage: Eukaryota; Fungi; Ascomycota; Sordariomycetes; Hypocreales; Nectriaceae.